Naegleria fowleri is the source of this 2571-nucleotide messenger RNA. RefSeq lists its product as uncharacterized. Gene Ontology annotation, cellular component: cytoplasm. The transcript has a single exon. Gene Ontology annotation, biological process: protein phosphorylation; intracellular signal transduction. The coding region runs from base 1 to 2571 and encodes 856 amino acids. The record is from RefSeq and is a predicted model, not a curated record. Gene Ontology annotation, molecular function: protein serine/threonine kinase activity; ATP binding. NCBI's taxonomy places the organism in Eukaryota, Heterolobosea, Eutetramitea, Acrasida, Naegleriidae.
AUGGGAGUUACCGUGUCGGCCUGUACCGUUGUCAAAAAAGACAUGGUAGAGGACCCCUCACCAGUUUCAUUUUCUCCUUCUUCUUCUCCAGCAAAAAAACGAAAGAGUAAUCCAACAUUCCAAUACCCUCGUUCGCCUUCGAAAAAGGACAGUAUCAAACAAGAAAAAGACAAAUCUGCCUAUGCCGCCUCGGGCUCUUUUGAAUCCAAACGCCCGCCUCCUCUCAUUCUAGAACACAACAACAAUGGAUCCCACCAAGGAGAUUCAAAAAGCACAAGCUCAACAUCUUCAAAAACACAACCAAUUAAUUCUUCCAUCAACAACCACAAUAUCAGCAGUAUGAGAAACUCGCUAGAUUUCUCAGUAAUUUCAACAGCCUCCACCACCUCCGCCAUUGUAGAUAAUAUCCAAAAUGAUGACAUCCCUCCCGUUAUUUCCACUAAGAAUAACAUUAACCAGCUACUAUCAUACACCUCAUCGAAUGCUUCCCUUAAAAGCACAACUUCGAACCAGGCUAAAAGUAGAAACAGGCCGCACUAUCUAAGCAACUUGAGCAGUCCAGUCACUAAAUCUGCCGUUUCACCCUAUGGAACAUUGGGUGGUAAUCUUUCUGUUCCUCCGAAAGCUGAAACAAGGAACAAAAGCGAAAAUGCAAUUAAUGUCCCCACCAAUUCUUUAAAAAUCGAUCAAGUCGCAAGAGGAAAAAGUGAUCAAAAUAUUCCUUCAACUGGCUCGCUCUCUAAGAAAUCUCCAACAAUUAACAAGGCACCUUCUCCCCGAAAAACUAAAGGUUUGUCUCCAAGAGAGAACAAUCUUUCCGACAAAAAACUGCCUCAUUCCUCAACAACCACCAAGCUUUCUAAUUCAGACCCAAUGCAGGAGCUAAAGAAGCAACUAGAGGAUUCUGUUUUCAAAUUUAAUUCCCGUCUCACCAACAAAGACAAGCAGCUUUUACCUCAGCCAAACAACAUUAAGAGAAGACAUUCCCUAUUUGCUGGGACGCCCAACUCGCCGAGUCUUUUGAAUGAAAUCAAACAAAAUGAAAAAUCAGAACCCAGCUCAACACCUCCAAUAUUUCCUUUUAACCCUAAUUUCACUUUUGGAAUGUCACUUCAUGCUCCUGAAAAACAGGAGCGACGGCAUUCUGAAUUUUCAGCCAUGGAUAAACAAAAAUCGUUUGAACCCAUUGCUUCUCCCCAACCUACUUCAAUGCUGCAGGUAAAAACAGCUCCAAGAAGAAGAAUGAGUAUUGCCGGAGCAUCUCCAUCCCAUCAUGUUGAAAUGACCACAACAGCCCAACUAGGAAGAGACAUCCACGGAAGAAAAACUAUUAAUCAAUAUACAAUUAUCAAAAAACUUGGAAAGGGAUCAUUUGGAUCGGUUAAACUGGGAAGAAGCUCAAAAACUGGAGAACUUGUUGCAAUUAAGGUGAUUAACAAAUCCUUAAUUAACAACAUUAAGCGAAAAUAUAAGGCUCCAGGACAGCAGCAAAACAGUCAAAUUAACAAAAUCAAACAUGAAAUUGCCAUUUUGAAAAAGCUUGAUCAUCCAAACAUUGUUCGUUUGUUAGAGGUAAUUGAUGAUCCAAUGAAUGACAAAAUAUGCUUGGUUUUUGAAUACAUUGAUGGGGGAGAGUUAAUGAAACUAAACGAUGACGGAAUUUUAGAGGCAGGCCAAAAACCAUUCUCUGAAGAUGAAGCUCGAUUCUAUUUCCGACAACUGUUAAACGGGUUAGAAUAUUUACAUCACAACAGAGUUGUACAUAGAGAUAUUAAGCCAUCAAAUAUUCUUCUCACAAAAUCACGUGAGGUAAAACUAUCAGAUUUUGGUGUCAGCAAGUUGUUGGAGGAUGAUGAGGAAGACUCGCUCGAUGAUUCACAAGGUACCCCUGCAUUUUUGCCUCCUGAAGCAUGUUAUAAGGGCAAAAUUCAAGGGAAGUUGGCAGAUAUUUGGGCUCUUGGAGUCACGUUAUAUUGUAUGGUGUUUGGAACUCUUCCUUUCAAAUCUGACGAAGCAGGAGCAUCAAAAUUGCUAUACCUGUAUUAUGUCAUCCAACAUGAAGAACCUCACAUUCCGGAAACAGCAAGCAAAGAGCUCAAAGAUAUUAUUACGAGAAUGCUUGACAAAAAUCCAAAAACAAGAAUCACCAUGGACGAGCUACAAGAACAUCCUUGGGUGACAAUGGAUGAACCUUCAAGCCACACAGCUGCAGAAAAUCCAGGCUUAAUGUUAAAAUCUCAAUCCAACACUCUUGGAGAACAAGCUCCAAUGCUGGGAGAUGAAGUUCGAAGUUACAAGCAUCAUACACAGCUUAGAAAGAUGCACUCCACUCGAAGAGUGGUGGUUGAUUCUAAAGAUAUUGACAAUGCUCUUUCAGCGAAGGAAUAUUCUCCAGACAAUCUCAAACGUAACAAUUCAAACAAAAUCAAAAGAGCAGAAUCCAAACAAGGAGAAGAAAAGAUAUCCCUUAUCCGAAGAAGAAGCAGCAGACUGUUUUCUAUCGAGGUCAACUCUCCUGAGAAUGAAGUGGUGCCUGUCAUUGAGAAUUCCGUGAACAUAAAGAGAGAAUAA